Messenger RNA from Diatraea saccharalis (sugarcane borer), 501 nucleotides. The record is from the annotation of a GenBank genome assembly. NCBI's taxonomy places the organism in Eukaryota, Metazoa, Arthropoda, Insecta, Lepidoptera, Crambidae.
AUGAAGAGUAGAACACAAAAACCACCCCGCAUCACAUACCAUUCACUAAUAGUGAACUCUAAAGUCUUCGAAGAAAUAAACAAGCUGAUAGACAAAAAAGAAGACUGGUGCGAGGUGGUAAGAGUAAAGAAAACAAAAAACCAAAAACUAGUAAUCAGCUGUGCCAAGAGUGAAGAAGCAAACAAAUUAAAGAAUAUAUUGGAGAAAACUAAUAGCAAACUAAACAUAGAACAUGCUAAAAAUAAAAACCCUUUAAUACUCGUAAAAAACGUAAAAGGAGAAAAUAAACUGGAACAAGUAAUAGAAGCUAUAAAGAGAAAAAUGGAGAAGUUGGGAAAAAGAAUCAAAUCAAAUCAAAUCAAAAUAUUUAUUGCGUGUCACAUUACAAACAAUGAGAUAUAACUAAGUUUUAGGUAUACAUGUGACGCCCUACAAGGGCAUUGCAAUAUGUAGAGGAGAAUAUAACAUUAACAAUAAUUUAAAAUUAAAAACAUCUCAUAA